UAAAAAAAUUAUUUUCUGUGAAUUUGCGAAAAUCGAUGACCUGAUAGGAUUAACAUAUCUUAGGCUGAAAACGAGUUUGCUAUAUAAAACACGUAAUUUUUUUCAUCUUGUGUGCGUCCACCAAGUAUUAUAAAAGGAGGAGUCGGGUGAGAGGCAGGUGGGAAGAAACUUAUUGUGAAAAUGAAUUUGUGUGUGUUGUGUUUGCGCGGAAGAAGAGAGUGGAUCGUUUUGUGAUAUGAGAAGGACAAAUUUCAACGCCACUACAUGAGACGAUUAUCCUCAAAAAACCUUUUUUUUAGUUUGCGAAGGGCUACUAUACCCCUUUUCCUAUCUUUUAUAUAUAAUGCAACCUCGUUCCCAGGGUUAUUGCCUGGUCGUCAAAUAAGGGUUUUGACAUCAGGAAACAUAUUGUCAGGAGGAGGAUGCUCAACAUAACUGAUAUUUUCCCUUAUAUUACUUAUUUUAUAUCAGAAAUAGGGGCAAAGAUUUUCAGUGGAACUCCAGCAGCCGUGCGCAGUAACGUGGCCUCCUCUCUUCCUAGCCUAGCGGUUACAUUUUUAGGCUGGAGGACACGCGGGAAAUUUUAAAUUUUCAAACAAAUAAGUAAAUAGGAUUAGCAUUGGAGAGCAUAAACAAAGAUGGUGGCAUACAAAUAACGCAUUUUCUUUGGAUUGGACGUUAAUAAUUGGUUUGAAGAAAAGGAUGAAAUGAAUCUCGAGGAAAAAAGUAUGAAAAGACUUUGAAAUGGAGUCAGUUACAGAUGAAAUUUUACUUCUUAUUUGUGGAUUUCUUAACACGGAAGAUUUAAUAUCUAUCAGCCAAGUGAAUAAGCGAUUUUACAAUAUAUCACAUGAUCCCACUUUGAACAGGAGGAUUGAGAUUCAUAACAAUCUGCAUGUAUCAUCUACAAUACUUCAUCGGAGGUGUAACCAGUAUGCAAAUCAUUUACACACAUUGAUAUUUAAAGAUUGUUUUUGGAUUCCAUCUUACCAAAUAGUGGCAGCACUGCAACGGUGCACAAAGUUGAAAAUACUGUUCCUCACUGGCUGCAGGCUAUCCAUGGCAGGACUUGUGAAAAUUUCAAUCAGCAAUCCAAACUUACACAAGCUUGGUUGGUCUAUUCCAAGCACAAAUAUUUCAACAGAGCUGCGUAAGAAUGAAAAAUUGACACCAUUAUUUCAUGACAUUCAAUCAGUAUUCAAGAAGUUGAGUAGUUUAAUAUUACGUUUUGAAACGCUGGCUAGCUUUGAGCAAUUUUUACCUUUGUUUGAUUCAAAAGAAAUUUUUGUUGAAGAAUUCGGUUUAGAGUAUUUGAGUGACAGAUCUUCUUCGUACUUCACAAUUGGAAAUACGUACAGUGUUCAUGUAAAGUGCAAAGAAAAAUUUCAACUUUGUUUAAGUCAUGCUAUAAAUGCAAACAGAUUUUUGCAUUUUAAUUUGCUUGUGAUGGACUUUGUUAUUCAAACUAUAGUCAAAGUUUCUCACACAAAACAACUGACAGUUUUACUUGCACCUGGAAAUAUAAAUUCGCCAUGUUGGAAAUACAUAACAACAGUAUUAGAUUCAAUAUUAUUCGAAAGAAUUGACUUAAGUUACUGCAUCCUUUGCAAGGAACAAAUGACAUGGCUGUCAAAGUUAACAAAACUGACUCACUUGAAUCUUUCUGCUGUUGGAUCAUUCAAGGGAAAUUUGAUGAGAGUAAUAGCAAAUAAUUGUGAAAAUUUAGUUGCACUGAACCUUACUGAUUGUGAUGACUGGAUUGAUAAGGAACUACACGGUUUGGAUGCUGUAGCUACUUCCUGUUUAAAACUGAAAGAAUUGAACUUGUCUUGUUUACAUAUACAUGCUGGUCAAUACGAAUUAAAUAAAUUGUGCUCACUUUUAAGCAAAAUGAAAAAUUUAACAUCGCUUUCUAUACCAGCAUGUAAUCUGAUCAACAACAUUAAUCUAGUUGAUACAAAAGUAAAAUCAGCAAAUGCGUCACGGUACAAACCUCAAACUGCUUCGAAAUUGGUACUGUUUGAUGAAAGUAGUUCUUCCAGUGUGGAGACUGGUGAUGAUUCCUUGUCAAGAAAGUUGCGUUCGUCACAGGAAGAAUUAGACAUAAGUUUUGGCUUGAGUGGUUUAGAUAUAAUCUGUCGCGAUUGUGUCAAACUGAAAGAGUUGGAGAUUAUUGAUACAGGUUUUCAUUCUGCAUUUAGUAAACUGAGCAACCAGGAUCAAUUUUAUUGUCCGCAAACAUCUCAUUUAAAAGAUAAAAACUUUCUUCCUAUUUGUCAGCUCACAAAGUUGACAAAGUUGACUUUAGCAGGUUUGUCAGGUGUUUCAUCGUUUUCUUCGUUAAGCAAAAUAACUGCAUCGUGUGAACAAUUAGAGGUGCUCUCCAUUGCACAUUGUGGACUGUCUGGACAUUCAGGUGCAUUGUCAUCGUUGAAAUCAGCAUUAACAAAUUGCAAAAAACUGAAGAAGUUUAGGUUGGACCAGCCUUAUUAUAUAUUAAAAGAGAAUAUUUUAUCAGCACUGCACAACUGCCAACGUUUAGAGAUACUGUGUAUUAUCAGCAAGAAUGGGAAAGUACCCAAGAGUACUGACAUUUAUAUCUCUUUAUUUGAAAACUGUCCUCGUUUGGUCGCUUUUUUUCUCUUUUCUGGAUCACUGGUAUCUGAAGCAAAAAAACUUCAAUCAACUUUAGUAAAGAAAUAUCAAAGAACUAGACCAUCUUUGUGCGUCACAGUGCUUCCAUAUUUUAAUGCACUGACUGAAGAAGGAUUACGUCAAGUUCCAUACGUGUAUUUGAGAGAUGUUAUACGCUUUGAAUCACGUGUGGCAACGUGCAAAUACGAUAGUUGACCUGUUUUGUGUUUUUUUGUGUCGCUUUAAAAAUUGUGGUGUUUUUAAUACUUUUAUUAAGCGUAUAACUAAUGUAUUUAAAAUGUAAUAUUUGAUGCGAAUGUGAUUCUAAAA
This is a messenger RNA of Hydractinia symbiolongicarpus, 2964 nucleotides long. Its product is annotated as F-box/LRR-repeat protein 18-like. The record is from RefSeq and is a predicted model, not a curated record. The transcript is spliced from 9 exons. Gene Ontology annotation, cellular component: SCF ubiquitin ligase complex. Lineage: Eukaryota; Metazoa; Cnidaria; Hydrozoa; Anthoathecata; Hydractiniidae. Bases 745 to 2850 code for a protein of 701 amino acids. Gene Ontology annotation, molecular function: protein binding. Gene Ontology annotation, biological process: SCF-dependent proteasomal ubiquitin-dependent protein catabolic process.